This is a messenger RNA of Acaromyces ingoldii, 2707 nucleotides long. RefSeq lists its product as hypothetical. Gene Ontology annotation, cellular component: DSIF complex. The record is from RefSeq and is a predicted model, not a curated record. Gene Ontology annotation, biological process: transcription elongation-coupled chromatin remodeling; regulation of transcription by RNA polymerase II; transcription elongation by RNA polymerase II. The coding region runs from base 57 to 2579 and encodes 840 amino acids. The transcript is spliced from 2 exons. Lineage: Eukaryota; Fungi; Basidiomycota; Exobasidiomycetes; Exobasidiales; Cryptobasidiaceae. Gene Ontology annotation, molecular function: mRNA binding.
CACGCACAUCGCAAGCGCGGAUUGCCAGUCGAAAGUGAGCAAUCCAGCCAACCACCAUGUCGUCCUCGCCCGCUCCCAAAUCACCGCCCGAGGACGAGAAGGACGAUAUCGUCCUGGUCGGUGGGCAGACAAAUUCUGGGGCCCGCGAGAAUAAGCCGAAAGUGGAAGAUGAGGGCGCGGACCAGAAGAUCGAUGAGGAUGAAGAUGUUGAAGAAGACGAAGACGAAGACGAUGAUGAUGACGAAGAUGACGAGGAUGAAGACGAGGACGAGGAUGAGGAUGAGGAUGGCGAAGAUGGCGAGGGACGUCGGAGAGGAAAGAAGAGGAGGAGAAGGGGCGGCGCCAACCGCUAUCUCGAUGUGGAAGCCGUGGUCGACGAUGACGAGGAGGAGUACGACGAUGAGGAUGCUGAGCUUCUGAGGGAAGACGGCUUCAUCGAGCAGGACCUUGGAUCGGACAACGAUGAGACCCAUCGCCGUGCUGCUGCCGACAACCAGCGUCUUGAUCUGCAGCGAAGGCAGGAGGAGGAGCUCAACGCCGAGGACAUCGCCGCUCGCAUCAAUGAGCGCUACAAGUCUCGUGGCGGUCUCACGGCCAAGUCGGACUUCGAACAUGUUCCCCAGCGCAUGCUCAUGCCCAGUGUCAAUGAUCCUGGUCUCUAUUCGAUUCGUUGCAAACCAGGACGAGAACGAGCAGUGGUCCAGACAAUCCUCCGCAAGGCCGUCCUCGGCAACACACCGAAACCUAUGAAUAUCAUUUCCGCCUUCUGUCGAGACACGCUCGUCGGCCGUGUCUACGUCGAGGCCACGGAGCCCAAACACGUCAUGGAUGCUUGCGAAGGCAUCUCGGGCGCCUACCCGAACGAAAAGAACCUCUUCCUCGUGCCCAUUAGUGAGAUGGCCGACUUGCUCAAGAUCACAAAGGUGCGCAAGGAGCUCAAGCAGGGCAGCUGGGUGCGCUUCAAGAGAGGCAAGUACGCAGGCGACCUGGCACAGGUUCUCGACAUGACCGAAAACGGGGAGAUGUGCGGCGUCAAGUUCGUGCCCAGGCUAGACCUCGACCCCAGAGAGGAUAGCAUGUUUACAGAUUCGUUGGGAAGGAAGAGGAAAAAGGGUGCAAUUGGCUCGGCAGCUGUCGCCGACCGGCCACCGCCGCGUUUCUUCAACGCUGAAGAGGUCCGUAAGAUCUUUACCCGGGAGAGACUCGAAAAGAAGGGUCUUGGCUACCUGUUCCGUGGCAAAACAUACGUCGAUGGCUACUGCGAAGACGACGUCAGGGUGUCUGCCCUCAUCACCGAGAACGUCAAUCCUACUCUCGACGAGUUCUCGCGUUUCAUUGGCAAGGAGACGGAAAGUGGUCAAGCUCUGGACAAGGACCAGAUGAAGAUGCUCGCAGAUGCCACGAACGCCAAGGCCGAGGUAGUUCUGCGACGUGACGACCACGUCGAGGUGUUUGAGGGCGAGCAGGCCGGCGUGGAGGGUGUCAUUGACACCGUCGCUGCCGACGUCGUAACCAUCAAGUUCCAGCUCAGCGAGCACGAUGAGCAAACAAUCGAAGUCCCCAUCGCGAGCGUCCGUAAGAAGUUCAGGCCGGGCGAUCACAUCAAGGUCAUCUCGGGCAAGCACGCAGACGAGACAGGUCUCGUCGUCAAGGUUGAAGGCAACCUGACGACAUUCCUCUCGGAUCUAAACCUCAACGAGAUCAGCGUCUUCUCGAAGGAUAUCCACGAGGCAGCCGAGGUCGGAUCGGGCGUCAAUGCGGUCGCAGGCUAUGAGCUCCACAACCUGGUCCAGCUCGAUGUUCAGACAGCCGGUGUCAUUUUCAAGAUUGAGCGAGACAUCUUCAUGAUUCUCGAUCAGGCCGGCACCGUGCGGUCCGUCCGGCCCCACCAGAUCUCGAUGAAGAGGGACAGCGGUCGUGCCGUGGCGAUGGACUGCGAAGGAGGCGAGUUCCGAGCGAGCGACUCGAUGAAGGAGGCCGAGGGCGAAGAGCGCGAGGGCGUGGUACUACACAUUUAUCUGUCGAGCAUCGUUUGGCUCUUCAAUCGUGACUACAAAGACAACGGCGGAGUGUUCUUAGCAAGAGCGCGGCAGCUGCGACCCCGCGCGCCCGCUGGAGCCGCAGGGACGACGAACCUGUCGAAGCAGAACCCGGUGCUUAUGGCUAGCAUGCCGCAGCAGAUGCGUGCGCCUGCGCUUGGCGGCGGAGCCAGCAGCAACAUGCGACGACCGGGAGGGAGGGACCCAUUGGCGGGCAAGACGGUGGCUAUCGUCAGGGGACCCUACAAGUCGUACCGUGGCAUCAUCAAAGAUUCCAAUGGCGCCACGGCGAGGGUCGAGCUCAUGACGGCGGCCAAGAUGCUCACCGUGGACGUCAGCAUGCUCGUCGAAAAGGAUCCCUACACGGGUCAGAGUCGACCACUGAUGGGCGGACCCAUGGGUCGGCCUGGUGGUGGUCCUCCCGGUGGUCCUUCCCGGGGCCCUCCUGUCGGCCAAUACGGCGGUCCUCCCGGUGGAAACUUUGGAGGUCCUCCUUCGGGCGGUCCUCCAGGUGGCUAUGCAAGGAACCCCUACCUGUGAUCAUCUCUCAUUGCCAAUUUCUCCAUCUCAACUCUCUUGUACACUAGCUGCACUCAUCUCCUUUUUCAACAAUAGUAUUUCCUCGCCUACAAGGAGCAGACACAUCAAUCCAUCCUCUCUCGCACGAU